Guillardia theta CCMP2712 is the source of this 690-nucleotide messenger RNA. RefSeq lists its product as hypothetical. The record is from RefSeq and is a predicted model, not a curated record. Gene Ontology annotation, molecular function: protein-lysine N-methyltransferase activity. NCBI's taxonomy places the organism in Eukaryota, Cryptophyceae, Pyrenomonadales, Geminigeraceae. Gene Ontology annotation, biological process: peptidyl-lysine trimethylation. The transcript is spliced from 3 exons. Bases 1 to 690 code for a protein of 229 amino acids.
AUGACAUCACAGCCUGUGAUUAGAGUUGUCAAAGACGAAAAGAAAGUUUCAAAACCGGGUUUGGACAGCGUUCAGGACAUUUAUCUAGCAGGCGAUUAUGGUUGGGGAGAUGGGUUUCAUCCAUCUACUCGCUUGUGUGUCGAAUUUCUCUCUACAGUGCUGUCUCAUGGCAGUGAGAAGGUCAUGUUGGAUUAUGGCACGGGUAGCGGAAUACUGGGGAUUUCUGCGUGCAAGUUUGGAUGCAAAUCAGUCAUCGGUAUUGAUAUUGAUGAUGAGGCAAUCGAAGAUGCCGAACAAAACAUUAUCAGAAACGGCUUGUCGGAUCAGGUGAUAUUUGCUUUACCCCUAGACGAGCCCUGGAUGAAUUCUCUCCAAUUCGACAUAGUCGUUGCAAACAUUCUUGUUGGCCCUCUGAUGAAGCUUGCUCCAGUGCUCUCGCUUGCUGUCAAGGAAGAGACUGGCAAGCUGUGCUUGAGCGGGAUUCGGAACUUUCAGAUUCCUGCCUUGGAAGUCGAGUAUGCCAAGUUUGGAGUAAAAUUUGAACAAAUUCGUACAGGAUGCCAUGAGAACUGGAGAGUCGGUGCAGAGGGGGAAGGAGAAUGGGCCCAAAUUACUGCUACAAGACGGAAGCUUUCUCCUUCAGAAAAGAGGAAUCUAAUAGAUGAAUUCAAUGAUAGAGCUGUAGCUUGA